Trichoderma virens Gv29-8 is the source of this 1188-nucleotide messenger RNA. RefSeq lists its product as uncharacterized. Lineage: Eukaryota; Fungi; Ascomycota; Sordariomycetes; Hypocreales; Hypocreaceae. The transcript has a single exon. Bases 1 to 1188 code for a protein of 395 amino acids. The record is from RefSeq and is a predicted model, not a curated record.
AUGGCUCUCUUCAAGAUCACCGCCGGCUUUGUCGGUGCCAUCGGCCUCUUCAAAGCUGUCCAUGCCCAGCAGUUCCGCAAUGAGGAUCUCAUCCUCUGCGAUUGUGGAAUUGGAGACAACUCUGAUCAGCCAGAUUGGUCCACCUCUCGCCAGAUGAACUGGUACCAGGAUAUCAACUGGCCUAGUUCCGCCUACAAGUAUCCUGAAGCUCCCGACAUGGCUGUUGAAAUUCCUUUCAAGGAGGGCUGGUAUCCCUGGAUUCCCUCGGGCGCAACCGCCACUAUGCCCAACGGUGAUGUCUGGACCGCGUAUAUUGAAGACGGCACCCCUGAUGGCUUCAAGGCUGGAAGUGCAGUCACCACCAAGGAAGGUGGUCAAAUUCUCAACUGCUGGGCUUACCGUGGCCGUCCCGUCAGUGCCGCCCUCAACAAAACUGUCAAUCACGACGCCAUCUGCUGGAGUGCCUUUGUCUGCAAUCGUGACAACCACCCGCCUCCUCGCCCCGCGGAUAUGGGCUCCCAGACUUCGACGCUGACCACAUCUUCUGCGGCCCCCUCCACUACAUUCUUCUCUCAGCCACCCCAGACACCUGUCUCUACCCGGAGCAAUGGUGGCCAGCCCGUACCAACUUCCACUCCUCACACCGGCCAGCUUGCUGUCUAUUCCACUCUCAGUCCCCGAUUCAUCAACUGGCAAAACACUUGGGGAGCAUUCAUCAACAAUUUCGUUUGGGAUCAGACUACUGGCAAUUGUGUUGGUGGUCCCAUCAAAGGACAGGGUUACACCAUCAACGUUGAGUGUGCUGGAGUGAAGAUCGACGACGACACUCACAUGACACUCCUUCUCAUCAAGGCCCUCCGUGACGUCGGCCUCAAGAGUUUGUGGUUCAACCAGAAUCCUGUCAUCCCUGGAAUCAAUGGAACCAAUGUCACCUCCACCAGCUGGGUCGUCAUGCCAGAGGCUUUCACAAUCAGAGCUACAGACUUGUCAACCCGCAAGGUUGUCGGUUAUCUGUCAUACGCCACCAAGUAUGAUGGCUUCCUCAGCGGCCCAUGCUCAGCAUGUGAAACUGCCCGCUUCAACUCGGACUUCUUCAACCCCAUUAUUUCUGCCGUUCAGGGCAGCUAUCCGGUGUAUAACAACUUUACCAUCGAGGCUCAGUGUAGCCCCUGGAUGGCCUGCGCAUAA